This is a messenger RNA of Acanthoscelides obtectus, 2271 nucleotides long. The record is from the annotation of a GenBank genome assembly. NCBI's taxonomy places the organism in Eukaryota, Metazoa, Arthropoda, Insecta, Coleoptera, Chrysomelidae.
AUGAGUGAUCCAGUUUGCAGUUAUUGUGACUCCUCUAUCAGUGCUAGAACAAAAAGUGUUAAAUGUCAAGGUUUUUGUGGAAAAUUUUUUCAUGCCGCUUGCCAGGGCUUAUCAGCUGAUGUAGUAAAAACCAUUGAAAAGAGAAACGGUUUGUCGUGGAAAUGUAAUCCGUGCCAAUCGUAUACCAGCGAAGUGCACGAGAUUCUAGAUGCUAGACUAUCCAGCUUGGUAAACGAAAUUCAUCAGCUAUUUUCUAGUUUUCGUUCAGAAAUUCUGGAGAUUGCCGUGAAAAAAAUUAGUACUGUUGAGUUACCUGAGAUCAAUGAUAAGAAAUCGUAUUCGGCUAUUACGAAAGGAAAAUCGGCAAUCAUCAUCAAACCUAAAGAUGCAACGCAAAAUACACAAGCCACUAAAGCUGACAUGCUUCAUUACGUGAAUCCAGUCGCAGAAAAUCUUCAGCUUUCCGGUGUCAAGAACGUAAAGAUUGGGGGGAUUCUAAUUGGUUGCAAUUCCGAUGACGACAAUCUCAAGCUCAAGAAAAUUGCUGCGGAGAAGCUUUCUGACAAGUACGAAAUCAAGGAGGUUGCUGGAUUCAGUCCUAGAGUACGGGUUGCGGGUAUGACUGAAAAACAAUCUGCGGAAAACUUUAUUAAUUCCAUUAAGUCUCAAAGUAAAGAUGUGCUAAGUGAGAAAUUUGAAUGUAAGGUUAUAGACAUUAAGCCAAUCAAGAAAAGAGUUGAAAUUUUCCAAGCCAUCCUUCAAUUAGACUACGGUACUUAUAAUAAAAUUAUGUCUGUCAACAAGGAUUCAAAAACUGCUGAAUAUUUGUCUAUGAGCCGAACAAAAGCAAGAGCUAUUGUAGUAAAUGUGACAGGAAAAACCGCUGAAGAAAACUUGAUAAAAAAUUUAAGGGAAAACGAGUUUGCAUUGCUGGUAGAUGAGAGCACUGAUAAGUCGACAAUCAAGCAUUUAGCUUUAAUAGCGAGGCUAGUCAACACAAAUUAUGAAGUGGAAGAUAAAUUUCUAACUGUGAUACCGAUCACCGACGGGUCAGCUAAAGUUUUGUACCAAAAAACUGUCGAAUAUUUUAAUGAGAAAGAAAUUCCAUACAAAAAGAAUUUGUUAGGAUUUGCUUCUGAUGGCGCCAAUGCGUUUACAAAUAUAAAACCACAUAAAAUAUUACACCCUGCACAAACCAGAUGGCUAUCGUUGAACGAUGUGGUGAAUAGAUUGUUGGAACAACUUCCAGCUAUAAAAUUAUAUUUCCAAUCAGCUGUGCUUACAGAUCGUCUUCUUUCUGCCCAAAGUAUUUUAACAAAAGCCAUGGAACCGACAACAGAAUUAUACUUGGAAUUCCUACGAUUUGCUUUACCAAUAUUCACAGAUUUGAAUAAAGAAAUGCAGGCAGAAAAACCAAAGUUGUACUUAUUAUAUGAUCAGAUCUACACAGCAUAUGUGACAAUUUUAGAAUGCUUUAUACAACCGGUUUAUUUAGAACUAACAGAAGAAGAGAUAAACAAAGCCGAAGAUAUCUUAAAUGCCAAAGAACAAAAAAUAUUAAGUGUUGAUGUAAAUGACGUGCGGAUCCAUUUGCCGUUAUUGGAAACAUACGUUGGAGGAAUGGUACCAAAUUUGAUUCGAUUGAAAAGAGACAAUCAAGAGUUGGACGACGAUAAACUGUCAAAUUUUUACAGGAAAUGUAAAGAGUUUUACAUUGAGGCAGUAGCCCAAACCAAACAAAGGUUUCCUUUCGCUGGUAAAGAACGUCAGGCACUAAAGUGUUUACAGAUGUUGAACCCACAAGCGAUUUUAGGUCAUGACUUGAGCAAAAGACAUAUAACUUCAAUUUCUGAAUUAUUAUAUUAUUUCCCAAGUAUUUGUCCAGAAAAUGUAACGGAAUUAGAUAGAGAAUGGAGAACUCUUCGCAGGACCAAUUUUAAUUUUGACGAGACUGAGACGCCCAGUGUAGAUAAAUUUUGGUGGCAUAUUUCCAAAUUGAAAAAAGGCGACGGCUCUGCAAUGUUUCCACUAUUAUCGACUUUAACCAGAAAGCUUCUAUGUUUGCCGCACAGUACUGCUACGGCAGAACGCUUGUUUUCGAGCAUUAAUGUUAUGAAAACGAAACUAAGAAAUAAACUUUCUACAACCACAAUAAAAGGUACCUUGCACACAAAGUCCGAAAUUAAAAAUUGUUUCGAGUUCAAUGUGACAAAUGACCAUUUGAAAAAGUUCAAUAAAAAUAUGUACGAUUUCAACCAAAAUAAAGAUUAA